Tuber melanosporum (Perigord truffle) is the source of this 1766-nucleotide messenger RNA. RefSeq lists its product as uncharacterized. Lineage: Eukaryota; Fungi; Ascomycota; Pezizomycetes; Pezizales; Tuberaceae. The coding region runs from base 931 to 1341 and encodes 136 amino acids. The record is from RefSeq and is a predicted model, not a curated record. The transcript has 2 exons.
CUUCCGCCUCGAGCAUGGCCAGGCGGACUGAGCUGGAGACGGAGGCAGGCCCGAGUACCAUUCUGUGUGCUCGUACUUGUUAUAGUGAGAAUCGGGCCCGUUUUACUUUUUCGCCUCUUCUCUCUCCCCUUGGGUUGGCUUGGGGGUGCGGAAGUUGAUGAUGAUGUGAUCAGUCUUUGUUUCUUGGGGGCUGGGUUAAGGGUCAGGAAGGUACUCGCACUCUGCUCGAGUACCGGUAUUGUGUCGUGUUUGAACUCGAGAUCGGUAUACGGACACUGUAUGGUAAGUGAGAAGGACCGCCCGCCGUGAACAAUUUGGAGGAUGGUUUACUUUACUGUGGCUGGACCCCUGUAGUACCGGUAUGAUACCUUAUACUUCCGUCCUUGCCUUGUUCCUAGAAAUGAUUUGGCUCUAUGGAUGAGCGGGUGGGCGAUGAAUGAUGGGGGGAGGGGGCAGGGGGUUUCUUUCUUGUCCGCUUGUGGAUCCGGGUUAGUGGGUGUGUGGUAAGGGUUGAGUGGUGUAAGCCAUCUAUGACACUAUAGAAAUGGCACAUUACGCCCUUAUUCCCCGUGUCUACCUUUUAUUUCCAUGGCUCUUGUCCUUCUUGUCUCCCUUUUGUUUGCCUCUUUCUUGAAAUUCAAUUCUUUUCCCACUCGUUCCCUGGUCUUGACUUCUUGGGGUUCUGGGUAGUAUGCAGAAGGAUUGAUAACCUCCUCCCCUCUCCUCUUCCCCUCCACACACACACACACAAACACUUGACAAAUUCCUUCCAUCCACCGAGUCUGUUCGUUUCAUUUUGCAGUUAGGUCUUUGCCCACGAUACGUCCACCGCACAAAGAAAGCGGCUACUACACACAUUCCCUAUACCAUUCGCUACCAAACAAUUAGAGCCAACCACCCGCCCACCCUCAUAGAGAGAGAGAAAAAAAGAUGUCGGACCUUUAUGGAACCACCUCCAAAAAAUCCCUAAUUGCUGCACUCGCCAUUGCGGGCGUCAUUGUCUUCCUCUUUCUUGUCGGCCUGGGAGUGAUGCUGUGGUGCUACUUCCGUGCGAAACCCGGCUCGCAAAUUGACGCCUUAUACCCGCGCGACGUGGAGUCUACCAGGACAUUUAUUCCUUCCUCAACCACUGCCAUUGCUGGUUGGAAUGAGAAGGCCCCGUCGACAGCCACCGGUUCCAGCGAGGGGAGUUUGGAGGAGGGGAGUUUGGAGGGUGGGCGUGGAGGGGGGCAGAAUGUGGAGGCCCCGCAGGUAGCGAUGUCUAGGCAUUCCAGUGCCUCGGAUACGAGCCAGAAUUUAAACGGGUUGAGGCCGGUCGAGCCUGCUGCGAUUGUUAGGUAGUUGCAGCCGCGCUACGUAUCUACGGUUGAAGGAUGGAUGGUCUAGAUAUUGCCAGCAGAUAGACACUAGUUUUCUUCUCAAUUUCUUUCCUUUCCUUUUCAAAAAUUUCUUUUUCCCCAAAAGAGAACAGACUCUCAUUUACGAAGUCAUGAGGUGGGGAGGGAUGGGUACUGCAUAGAAAGCAUACUUGCAUACUGGCGUUUUUUAAGGGAUUUUCCGGGUUUCAUUUUUUUCAUAUGUCUUUGGGUGGAUAUAUUGGGGGAAGGAGAGGGAGGAGUAAGGAGGUCUGUUGGGAGUGGUAAUCGUAGUGCACACUGUACAGUACACUUCGGGGGGGGGUUUUUUUCUUUUCAUUUUGUAUUCAUAUAUAGCAUAAGACUUGGGAAGUGGUAUAUACAUAUAUUUUCUUUCUUCCAUUCAUUGCA